UUGAAAGUAUCUUCAACUUUGAUAGAUGGUUGAUGUCUAAUGAGGUGAUUAUCUGUUCUUCUCCAGAAAGUGCGUUCGACAGAUAUUGUAGUACUAGCCGGAGACUUGAAUGCUCAGGUCGGGCGUCUAGGCACAAAAGAGAGUCGUUUGGGUGGUCGAUGGGAAAUUGUUGGUCGCAGGUGAAAUAACAGGGACUGUCUACUGCAACUGUGCACAGACCACAACCUGUUUCUGGCUAGCAUUAACUUUCGCCACAGUCAUCGCCAAUGUGCCACCUGGCGUCCUCCCUCUGCAUCUCAAGCCUGGACUCGGAUUGAUCACAUCGCGAUCAGCUACCGCUGGCGUGGUUGUGUACAAGACUGCCGCUCUUUUUCGAGUACCUAUCUGGACUCUGAUCAUGCCUUGGUCUGCGCCAAUCUCACCUUACUUUUCAGUGGACAACGAAGUGACCGCCACCAAAGGAUUGAUGUCAGCAAGUUGGUUGCAACUUCUGUUGCAAGUAAGUAUCGAUUUGAGCUAGGCUCUAGGCUAGCUACCACUCCACCGAAAAGUAUAGAUGAGCAUUGGUUGCAAUUGCAAGAAGCCAUGAAAAUGGCGAGUAAAGUCACUUGUGGGUUCGCGAAACGUCCCGUUUAUAAGCACUGGGUUUCUUCUGGUUCCUUGCAACUCAUUGAAGCCCGUCGGUCUACUCCGGGUGACCGUGAGUUUGAUCACAAACGAAGGAUGUUACGUAAUGAAAUUGGGCAAAGCUUGCGUGAGCACCGAGAAGCCUGGUGGUCGAAGCGUGCUAAUGUGCUGGAAGCAGCAGCUGCAUCUGGUAACUACCGGAAGCUCUUCCAACUCAUCCGAGCCACUGGCAGCAAGAAGUCUGGUGUGAGUGAAACAAUCUGCGAGGAUGAUGGGAUGCCAAUCACUAACAUCCAUCGACGUCUUGGACGAUGGGUAGAAUUCUUCGAAGGGCAGUCCAACUGGCCUGUUGCUCUGGCAACAUCGGUCAGACUGUCCUGCCCUCCAUGGCCGGUAACGACUGGUCCACCAAUUGAGGCAGAAGUGUGCAAGGAACUCCAACUCUUGAAGCGCUACAAAUCACCAGGCCGAGAUGACUUACCUCCGGCCCUUUUUAAAGAUGGUGGUGACUUUCUGACUGAGGAAUUGACUGUGUUGUUUACAAAGUUCUGGGAACUAGAGAGUGUUCCAACAUCCUGGAACGAGUCGAUAGUUAUCCCUAUCUUUAAAAAGGGUUCACGUCCUUAUUGUAACAACCAUCGGGGUAUAGGUCUACUUACGAUGUAGUCCAAACUAUUGGCUUCUGUCAUACUUCGUAGGUUUUUCAAAACCAAAGAAAGAUUGACUCGCGAGGAGCAGGCUGGUUUUCGUUCUGGCCGACGAUGUAUUGAUCAUAUCUUCACCCUCCGCCAAAUGUUAGAACACCGUCAUACUUAUCGCAGGCCAACAAUCGUAGUGUUUCUUGAUAUCAGGGCUGCCUUCGAUUCGUUGGAUAGGACUGUUCUCUGGG
Molecule: messenger RNA, 1516 nt
Organism: Schistosoma curassoni
Lineage: Eukaryota; Metazoa; Platyhelminthes; Trematoda; Strigeidida; Schistosomatidae
Source: the annotation of a GenBank genome assembly